GUGUCGGGCGGACGUGGAUCUGUGCAACAGAUCCGUCUACGAGGACUCCCACCCGGACCGGACCCGGACUGGACCCGAACCUGGACCUGGACCCGGACUGGACCCGGACACAUUUCCCCUUUCAUGUGUUUGUCCUUCGGUCCAGGAUCAGGAUUAAAUUCAGCAUGGACCAUUUCUGAGGACGCACCCCCCCCCCACUCUUUUUCCGUCUGUGGAUCCUGUCGCGGAAUCCGGAUCCAAAAUGAUCCAACCCAAAGGGAAUGCGCUCCUCCCGCACCUCCUCCUGCACCUCCUCCUGCUGCUCCUCAUCCGCGGAGGCCAAGCCAAGACUCUGAAGUACAAAGUUUAUGAGGAGCAGAAGGUGGGCACUGUUAUUGCGCGGCUGAAGGAGGACGUGGCGGGGGUUCUGUCCAAACUGCCCCCCUCCCUGACUUUUCGGUUCCGCGCCAUGCAAAGGGGGAGCACGCCGUUCCUGUCGGUCCGGGAGGAGGACGGGGAGAUCAGCAUCGGAACCAAAAUCGACCGCGAAAAGCUGUGUGAAAAGAAUUUCAACUGUUCCAUCGAGUUCGACGUGGUGACUCUGCCCACGGAGUACCUGCAGCUGUUCCACGUGGAGGUGGAGGUGCUGGACAUCAACGACAACUCCCCGCACUUCUCCCGCGCCAUCGUCCCCAUCGAGAUCUCCGAGAGCGCAUCCGUGGGGACGCGCGUGCCCCUGGACGGCGCCGUGGAUGCGGACGUGGGGGAGAACUCGCUGCACACUUACUCCCUGACGCCGAACAACUUCUUCAAGAUCGAAGUUCGGACCAGGACGGACGGGGCCAAGUACGCGGAGCUGGUGGUCAUGCGGGACCUGGACCGGGAGUCCCAGUCCAGUUACCAGCUGCAGCUGACGGCCUCAGAUAAUGGCGUCCCUCCUAAAUCCGGCUCCACCUUACUGAAGAUCAGCAUUUCGGACUCCAAUGACAACAGCCCGGUCUUCGAUGAACAGGCUUACGUCAUCAACCUGCUGGAAAACUGCCCUCUGGGAACUUUAAUUAUUGACCUGAACGCCACAGAUCCGGAUGAGGGCACCAAUGGGAAGAUCGUCUACUCCUUCAGCAGUCACGUGUCCCCAAAGAUCCUGGAAACAUUUAAGAUCAACCCUGAAAACGGCCACAUUACUCUGAUUAAAAAAGUGGACUAUGAAAGCACCGUGUCCUAUGAGCUGGACGUCCAGGCCCAGGACCUGGGUCCCAACUCCAUCCCUGGACUGUGUAAGAUAGUGGUGAAAGUGGUGGACGUCAACGACAACAAACCGGAGAUUAACGUCAAUCUGAUGACUCCGGGCAAAGAGGAGGUGGCCUACAUUUCGGAGGGGGCGCCUGUGGACACCUUCAUAGCGCUGGUGCGUGUCGACGACAGCGACGCCGGGCUCAACGGCGAGGUGGCGUGCCGGCUGCAUGGCCACGGCCACUUCAGGCUGCAGAAGACCUACGAGAAGAACUACAUGAUCCUCACAAACGUCUCACUGGACCGCGAGAAGAGGUCGGAGUACAGCCUGACCGUUAUCGCCGAGGACAGGGGCUCCCCGAGUCUGUCCACCAUCAAACACUUCACGGUGCAGGUGCUGGACGAAAACGACAAUCCGCCACACUUCGAGAAAAGCCGUUACGAAGUUUUUAAAUCCGAGAACAACUCCCCCGGAGCCUACCUGAUGACCGUAGUGGCCUCAGAUCCAGAUUUGGGCACCAACGGCCAGGUCACCUACACCAUCAUAGACGCCAUCCUCCAGGGGAGCCCCGUAUCCACCUACGUAACCAUCGACCCCUCCAACGGAGCCAUCUACGCCCUGCGCAGCUUCGAUCACGAAGAUGUCAGCAGGAUCGUGUUCACUGUUCAGGCACGUGAUGGGGGAAACCCCGCCCUUUCAGCCAACGCCACGGUCCUGCUCACCGUCUUGGAUGAAAAUGACAACCCCCCCAUCAUCCACUCCCCCUCCCUCCGGAAUCACACUGUGGAGCUUCCGGUGUGGAAAUACGCCUCCCCGGGUCAGCUGAUCACUGCACUGAAGGUCACGGACCGUGACGCCGGAGCUAAUGGGGAGGUGAGUUGUGCCAUUGUUGCUGGCAACGAGGACGGCCUGUUUGUGAUGGACGCCCGGCGUUGUGAGCUCAGAACCAACUCCAGUCUGGAGCAGGCUCCCAAGGAUCUGAUGGAGCUCAGGGUGGAAGUGCAGGACCGAGGCAGCAGCCGGCUGAGCGCCGGGGCCGUGCUCCGGCUGUCGCUGCAGGAGAACAUGGACGUCCUCCCCCCUCUGUACCCCACCGGCUCCAGCCAGGCCCCGCUCGACCUGUCCCUCAUCGUCAUCAUCUCCCUGUGCGCCGUUUGUGCGCUGCUGCUCAUCAUCAUGGUCAUGUUCGCCACAGCCCGCUGCAACCGGGAGAAGAAAGACCCCCGACACAACUACAACUGCCGAGUGGCCGAGAACAGCUACCAGAACCACCCCAAGAAGCCGGCCCGGCAGAUCCACAAGGCCGACAUCACACUUGUGCCUACGGUCAACGGGACUCUGCCGGUCCGGCACCACCCCCGCUCCCCCUCGGCCUCCCCCACCCCUGACAGAGGAACCCUGGGCAGCCGCCAGAGCCACCACAGCCGCCAGUCCCUCAACAGCCUGGUCACCAUCUCCUCCAGUCACGUCCAAGAGAACUUUGCACUGGAGCUGGCCCAUGCCACGCCUCCUGUUGAGGGCCAGUACCAGCCACGACCCAGCUUCAGAGGCAACAAAUACACCCGCAGCUACAGGUACGCUCUUAAUGACAUGGAUAAGUUCAGCCUGAAGGACAGUGGACGUGGGGACAGCGAGGCCGGGGACAGUGACUACGAGGCCGGCAGGGAGUCCCCCAUGGACCGGCUCCUGGGUGAGGGCUUUUCUGAGAUACGUGCCCCUGAGGGUCAGCACAGAACGCAUGCAGGUAUGAGGUUCUGUACUGAGGAGUGCCGGGUUCUGGGUCACUCGGACCAGUGCUGGAUGCCCCCCCUGCCCCCCCUGGCCUCCCCCGCCUCUUCGUCCUCGGACUACCGCAGUAACCUCUACAUCCCUGGGGAAGAAGCCGGUCAGCCCACCGACAUGUCUCAGGACAAGACCCCCCAGCCCUGCACUGACGCCUGCCCUACGAGGAACCAGAGCUUCUCCACCUUCGGCAAGGACGUGACCGGAGAGGAUGGGGACGAGGACGAGGACGAGGGGGGCCAUGGCGCCGACACCAUGGACCAAGACUUGUGUGGGACCACGUCGCUGCUGUCAGAGAUGAGCAGCGUCUUCCAGCGUUUGUUGCCUCAGGGUUUGGACUCGUACGUCCAGGUCAACGAGAACCACAGGGGGACUAGUCUGAGGGGGGCGGGGGUACCCAUGACCGGGUCUCUGGAUCGCAGGAGGGGCCAUCUGCCCGGCAAGGCCAACCCCUCCGUCCAUCAGCAGGGCGUGGCUGCCUGGGCCGCCAACACCCACUUCCAGAACCCCGGCAGCAGUCUGGGCCCGUCCGGGCACCACCAGGCCGGCAGUUACCACACCCUGAAACCCAGCACCAAGCUGAGCUCCCAGAGCGGCAGCAGCAGCCACAAGGGCCCCCAGGCCCCCAGCAGCCCCCAGAACAGCAGCCACGCCCACAAAGCCCACAGCAGCCCCCUGCUGGCAGCCCUGGUCAGCCCCACGCUGGUGCAGGCCCCCCCGGCCCUGGCCCUGGCCCCGGCGCCGCCGCCGCUACCGGGGCCCUCCUCCAAGUGGCUCCCCGCCAUGGAGGAGAUCCCAGAGAACUACGAGGAGGACGACUUGGACUCGGUGCUCUGCCACCUUCAGGGAAAACGCAGCGACAGCCGCCACGAGCUGGUGGACGCCAGCGAACUGGUGGCAGAGAUCAACAAACUGUUACAGGACGUCCGGCAGAGCUAGAGCACUGAUUGGACGAUUUAUGCCCCGCCCACUGAGCAUCCCAUCAGUCCAAAUACGAGUGGAGACGUUUGGGCCCUGGAAGACACAGGACGUGUCAAAUAAAACCAAGACAUAAAAGACAGGACAUGUCUGAAAUAGAAACAGAGACGAAAAAGACCUGCCAGUGUCGUUAAAGGUGCAUUUCCUUUUUUUUUUUUUUUUUCUUUUUAAAGGUGCGUUUCUAAUGUAUUUGUGUUUUGUGAAUGCUAAAUAUCCAAAAAUUGUUUGUAAUUGCUGGUUUCGUACACAAUGUACACAAUGUGACUGUAUUUAUCUUUGUAUUUUAAAAAUACAUUUGUAUACUUAUUAUAUUUAUAAAAAAAAAUGUAUAUAAACUUAAUCAGAAAUUUAUUUUUAUAUUUGAAUGCAUGUUGAUGAUUCUAACUUUGACAUGCGGUUGACAUUCGACAUAUUUAAACGUCUUGUUUAUCGUGAUUCUUUUUUAUGUCACUGUUAUGUAUGAAUAUAUGAAUGAAUAUAUUUACACUUGUGUUUGUGGAUUAUUGUGGGGAAGGGGAGCGUACACAAAUAAAAACAACAACACAAAC
Messenger RNA from Sphaeramia orbicularis (orbiculate cardinalfish), 4521 nucleotides. RefSeq names its product protocadherin-18-like. Gene Ontology annotation, molecular function: calcium ion binding. The record is from RefSeq and is a predicted model, not a curated record. Gene Ontology annotation, cellular component: plasma membrane. Gene Ontology annotation, biological process: homophilic cell-cell adhesion. Lineage: Eukaryota; Metazoa; Chordata; Actinopteri; Kurtiformes; Apogonidae.